Esox lucius (northern pike) is the source of this 3977-nucleotide messenger RNA. RefSeq names its product polymerase (DNA directed) kappa (gene polk). The record is from RefSeq and is a predicted model, not a curated record. Gene Ontology annotation, molecular function: DNA-directed DNA polymerase activity; damaged DNA binding. Bases 107 to 2854 code for a protein of 915 amino acids. Gene Ontology annotation, biological process: error-prone translesion synthesis. NCBI's taxonomy places the organism in Eukaryota, Metazoa, Chordata, Actinopteri, Esociformes, Esocidae. The transcript has 15 exons. Gene Ontology annotation, cellular component: nucleus.
GACACCUCCCCCAAAAUGACGUGAAAUGCGGAAGCAAAUUCAAAACUUAUGACCGACAACUUAACUGAAGUAGUAUCGGACAAUAAGGUCUUCCUUGAGACAUAUAAUGGAGACUGUGGAGACAUCCUCUACUGGGGAUGGGUUCCUCUCCAGAAUGGCCCUCAAUGACAACAAGGCUGGAAUGGAGGGUCUUGACAGGGACAAAAUAAACAAGAUCAUUAUGGAUACCUCCAAGGGCUCCAGGUUCUAUGAGAAUGAGCUGAAGAAACAGCAGCAGGUAAACCAGCGCAUUGAGAAGAUGAUGCAGCACAAGGCAAACAUAACUGAGCAACAGCUGAGCAAAGCACAAGCACAGGUGGAGAAGUUGACCUCUGACUUGGAGAGAGGUCGUGACCUGAGCCGUGUGAUUGUGCAUGUGGAUAUGGAUGCCUUCUAUGCUGCAGUGGAGAUGAGAGACUGCCCUGACCUGAAGGACAAACCCAUGGCUGUGGGCACAAUGAGCAUGCUGUCAACAUCCAACUACCACGCCAGGAAGUUUGGGGUCCGUGCCGCCAUGCCUGGCUUCAUCGCGAAGAAGCUCUGCCCAAACCUGGUUAUUGUUCCAAACAACUUUGACAAAUACAAAGCAGUGAGCACUGAAAUCCGGGAGAUCUUUGCAGACUAUGACCCUCACUUCCUGCCCGUGAGUCUGGACGAGGCCUAUCUAGACAUCACAGAGCACCUAGAUCAGAGGAGACUCUGGCCGGAUGCCCUGGGUACCCACCGCCUUGACUCCCACAGCACGGGGACAGAUGGAGUUGAGAAGCAGGAUGAGGGCUCGAAGAUCUCAGUAGAGGUAGAGAAUCUGUCUCCUCUCCUCUUUGAGGAAAGCCCCAGCUCCUCCCCCUCCCCUGGUCUGCAAGACUCUUCUGUGUGCGGAGCUAGGGGAGACAUGGAGGUGUUUGGAGCCUGUGCCGAGGAGGCGGUGAGGGAGAUGCGUUUCCGCAUCGAGCAGAAGACCUUGUUAACUGCCAGCGCAGGCAUUGCCCCAAACAUGAUGCUGGCCAAGGUGUGCAGUGAUAGGAACAAACCUAAUGGCCAGUACAAACUGCCCUCUACACGACAAGCUAUCAUGGCCUUCAUACAGGACCUGCCAGUCAGGAAGGUAUCAGGAAUUGGGAAGGUGACGGAAAAUAUGCUUGGAGCUCUAGGUAUCACCAAGUGCGUCCAUCUUGGCCAGGAGAUGGCACUGCUGUCCCUGCUGUUUUCCGAGACGUCCUGGCAUCACUUCCUCCACAUCUCUCUGGGCCUGGGUUCCUCACACAUCCAGAGGGACGGAGAGAGAAAAAGCAUGAGCACAGAGAGGACAUUUGGAGAGAUGAGUAAUUUAGAAGAGCAGUUCUCUCUGUGCAGGGAGCUGUGCCAAGACCUGGCUUUGGACCUGCAAAAGGAGGCUCUUAAGGGAAAGACGGUGACAUUGAAGCUUAAAAAUGUCAAUUUUGAGGUAAAAACCAGAGCUUGGACAUUGCCAUGUGCCAUUGCUUCGACAGAAGAGCUCUUUGCUGUUGCUAAGGACUUGCUGAAAACUGAGAUCGACAACGUCAGCCCCCAGCCACUAAGACUGAGGCUCAUGGGUGUUCGAGUUUCCAGUUUUGUCAGCGUUGACGAUAAGAAACCCUUACAGAAGAGCAUUGUGGGAUUCCUCCAGCAAGGUGGGAGGGACUCCAGUAGCCUCUCCCAAAUAUCCUCCCACCAGCCUGUGAAAGAUAAUCAAACUACGGUACCCAGUCAGGGAGGAGUGGAGGUGGGGAGGACUGGGGAGCAGCAGCGCUCCUUCUUCCAGAGAGUUCACGCCGAAAGGCUGCGGCUGCAAGCUGAGAGGGAGGACUCACCAGGAGGGGUUGGGAACCGGCUAGAGACCAGACCGGGCCCAGCCUCAUCUGCCACUGACCCCCGAGGGGGGGACACCCUGACAAAGACACACUCUGCUCCUGGACAGACAACCAGCACCACAGGGUCUGCUUCAUCAUGCUGGUCCCCAGAGCCAGACGGUCUCACCUGCCCUGUGUGCUUCAGGACAGUAAACACAACAGUACUGGCAGUCUUCAACAAACACAUCGACCAGUGUCUCAAUGGGCCUACUAUGGGGUUGAACAACCACCCAGACAUGGAGCUAGAGAGAGACUCCAGUAUUUUGGCAGAGGAGGUGGAGAAUGAGAGGAAGGAGAAGGUGCAGAAUGAGAGGGAGCAGGAGGCUGAGAAUAAUAGGAACCGACUUAACAGAUCCAUGUUGGACACAGUGGGCCUUCGAUUAGACUGUAGUACAGGGGAUCACACUGAGUCCACUACAGGACUGCUGUAUGAGACUGGUACAGCUAAUAUUUCACUGAACGCUCUGGACCUAAACCCUGUCUGCCUUAACAGUGGAGGCGUUUCUAUACCCAGAGGUCCAGACCCUAACCCCCUGAAUGGUUCAGCUCACCGUGACACAGGUCUACAGGCUUGUCUGGUCUCCCCCGAAGGUCCUCAACCAUUUUCUUUACCCAGACCAGAGUCACACAACUGGGAAGGCCCCACCCUCACUUGUCCAGUUUGUCAGGUGACCCAGGACACCAAUGACCUCACCCUCUUCAACAGACAUGUUGACCUUUGUCUGAACCAGGAAGUCCUGCAUGAGCUUCGGGGACCAGGAUCUGUGGACCACACCACCACCAUCAAUGCACCACCAGCUGCCCAGAAAGAGAGAAAGCAUCCCCUGCAGACAGUGCCACAGAAGGGAAAGAGUAGAAGGAGAGGCUCGUCUCCCCCCCACCCCUCUAAGAAGUCCAGAGUCCAGGGCGCAGCCCGGAAUACCAUUGACAAGUUCUUCAGGUGACACACCUGAGUUGAUAACACUUAAAAAAAGAUCCUGCAUAAGAUAAUGAUGAAUGAUGUAAACUGGCUCUCAGGUUAAGGAAGUGCUGGUGAUCUCACUAGCAACCAUCCCUACCCCUAACUACCAACCAACCUAGUACUUGGAUGCUGGGGAUUUAGACUUUUCCUCAAGAGUUCUCCCAUUCCCAUUUUGUGAUGUCCAAUUCAUGAUUGUGUCCUUGCUUAAUUCCAUCAACUCUGGGUUUGGAAUCUGGGAGACCUGUCCUCUGACGCACCUCUCACCAAGGGGUUUUGCUUCUUAUCACACGGCUUGCUAACCCACAAAGUAUUCGCUGAUACAUACUUGAAGGAGGAUGAAAUGAAGGAGAGCGCAUUCCCCAGCCAACAACCAUUAUUGAGCUUGCAUUUGCUCAAACUACCACAAGGGGUCUCUAGUGUGUAAAGACUGAGCUAGUUGACGCCGCUGUUUGGUCUCCUGGCUGCAGCUGUACUGCAACUCAGAAAAUGCACUUUCUUCAAUCAAUAUCAAUAAUGUUACUUUUAAUACAUAUUGUGCAGUUUAAUUGUUUUAAGUCAAAGGUUUGCCAGCAAGUCUUUGUAGUGGUUUAAGUGGGUAGUUAAUGUAAACUAGAUACUUGUGAAAGGCUUAUUCAAUAUAACCUAUGUGACCUCCAUCUUGCUAGCUGUUAUUUUGUGUUUUAUUCAAGCGGAUAAAAUAGUGGUGUAUGCAAAGACAUAGUUCUUCCCUGCCAAACUGACGUUCUGUUAUGUUAAACUGCGACAUUAAAACUUUGUGAGAGGAAACCCUGGUGUCUAGAGAGACUACUACCUGCUGCUAAAUGAGAGAACUCUGUGUUUGCAUCUGGUAUUUUGCACCAUUUUAAAUGUAAAGCACAAUUAAUUCAGUCAAUCCUCAAUAGCCUUUCAAACACAAUGUCCAGAAUGAUGUGAAGAAAAAGUGUGAAUACAAUAACAGUAUGUGAUUAUAUUUUUUAAGGAUUAUUGUGUUGCUUAAUUAAUAACACAGUUGUGUUUUAUUAUAAUGGAUUCAUAUGUGUAUUUAAGAUGAAGCAAUAUUCAUCUAGAAACAUUUUUACAUUGUAAAUGUGUCUGAAUGAACAAAU